AUGUGCAAUUUUUACUUGAAUGACAAAGUUAAAAUUCAGGCUGCCUGUGUUAACAAUUCAGUCGAAGAGGCAGAAGAAAUGGGUCUAGAAUACAUGGAUGUGGAGGGUCUGAAGAAGUUAAACAAAAACAAGAAAUUGGUGAAGAAGCUUGCAAAGAAAUAUCAUGCUUUCUUAGCCUCAGAAGCUGUUAUCAAGCAGAUUCCCCAUCUUUUGGGGCCUGGUCUUAACAAGGCAGGGAAGUUCCCUACUCUUGUGAGUCACCAGGAAUCUCUUGAAUCCAAGGUCAACGAGACCAAAGCCACAGUGAGAUUCCAAUUGAAGAAGGUGCUUUGCAUGGGAGUUGCAGUCGGAAAUUUGGAUAUGGAAGAGAAGCAGAUCUUCCAAAAUGUGCAGAUGAGCUUGAACUUUCUAGUUUCGCUGUUGAAGAACUGGCAGAAUUGCCUGCUUUAUUGUGCCCCUCAACUGCUUUUGUAG
Messenger RNA from Fraxinus pennsylvanica, 474 nucleotides. The record is from the annotation of a GenBank genome assembly. Lineage: Eukaryota; Viridiplantae; Streptophyta; Magnoliopsida; Lamiales; Oleaceae.